CCAGAAUGCCUAGGUUCUGACGUCAUGCAAGACUUGGCAGUCUCUGAUGAUGGAAGGUAUGCAGCUGUGUUUCUGGAACCUUUGCUGGGUGCACACAGAGGAAGUGUUCCCCCACCUCGGGACUGCCAACCUCUGAAGGACCCCAGGGUGGCCCCAGCAGAGAGACGGAAUCCAGAGGGAAUGGCCCCCAGGACCCUGAGGCCCCCCUCCCAGGGGUCAAUAACAUACAAGGAUGUGACUGUGGACUUCACCCAGGAAGAAUGGUGCCUAUUGAACCAUUUCCAGAAAGCAUUGUACCUGGAGGUCAUGCUGGAGAAUGUGAAGAAUCUACGCUCUGUGGGGCUUCCAGUUCCUAGAGAAAAUUUUAUCUCCUGUUUUAAGCAAGGGAGAGCAUCAGGGCUACUAGAACAAAAAGACCCAAGGAGCUCCUGUCCAGCAGUAGAUUUUGAAGUGAAAGAGAUGUCUACGAAACCGAGCCUUUUUGUGGAAGAAUAUGACUCCCAAGGAUGUAUGAAUGAGGUUUCCCAUGACUUCAUUUUAAGAGAAAUGUGUGACUCUACUAUCAAGGUAACUCAAAAUCCAAAGAGUGACUGUGAAUUUGAUGAAACUUCAGAGAAAUGCAACCAGUAUUCAGUCCUAAAUGAGUAUAUGAAAUUGACCUCAGGAAAUGACUAUUGUCAGGAUAGUGAAUACAGGAAAUGUUUUCUUGAAGAAGUAGUUGUUCAGUCACCUGAGAAACCUGAAAUACCUGUGCAUCAAGGUAACGAAGGAGGAAUGGCCUUGGGCUGCAGUUCAGACCUCAUUAAACAUCCAAAAACUAAAGGUGUUGAGAUGGUUUCUGUUAGUGAUAGAGGUGGGAGACCUUUCAGUCAGAACUCUCAACUUGCUGCACAUCAGAGAAUCCACACUAGAGAGAAAUCUUAUCAGUGUAAACAAUGUGGAAAGGCUUUCACAUCAAGGGCCUCUCUUGCUGCACAUCAGAGCAUCCACACUGGAGAGAAACCUUAUGAAUGUAAACAGUGUGGAAAGGCUUUCACAUGGAGGGCCUCUCUUGUUGCACAUCAGAACAUCCACACUGGAGAAAAACCUUAUGUAUGUAAACAGUGUGGAAAGGCUUUCACACAGAGGGGCAAUCUUGCUACACAUCAGAGAAUCCACACUGGAGAGAAACCUUAUGAAUGUAAACACUGUGGAAAGACUUUCACAUGGAGCGCCUCUCUUGCUAAGCAUCAGAGCAUCCACACUGGAGAGAAACCUUAUGAAUGUAAAGAGUGUGGAAAGGCAUUCACACAGAGGGGUCAUCUUGCCAUACAUCAAAGAAUCCACACUGGAGAGAAACCUUAUAAAUGUAAACAGUGUGGAAAGGCUUUUAUACAGAAGGACCAUCUUGCCAGACAUCAGAGCAUCCACACUGGAGAGAAACUUUAUUGUAUUGGAUAUGUUGUAGGUUGUUUGUUAAUUAGGUAAGGAGUAAGAUAAUGGAUAAGAGAGAGGAGUUGAUGAUUCGGAUUUCUUUAAGUCACAGUGGAAUCUCAAAGAGGAAUGAUGGGAAGAGAACUUUCCCAAGGAGCUUUGGGAAAGUUAAUUGAACCAACGAUCAUCCUUUGGGCUAUUCUGAACAAGGAAAGUUGUCCAAGGAGCUUGUUCUGAGAAUUGGAGAAGAUCUGGUGAAUUUUCUUGAAGAACAUCCUAGAAGAGAAUAGUGGUGCUGAAGAACAUCUGCUUCGCCAGUGGUGGCGGGAGAGAGCAAAGGAUGAGUCGAGAAGUCAGUGAAAUUCUGAGAAGUUGAAUUUCAUCUAAGUAGCAGGAAAGAAAUCUUUCUUAUUCCUCUCUGUUUAUUAAGUUAAUAUUUUAGUUUAGGAUAGAAAGUUAAUUAGUUUGGGGGAAUAGAUUAGUCAGUAAGAGUAGUUUUAAGUUAGGCUUGUAAAUUCAAGCAAGAAGAAAGUCUCAUGAGAGACAGUUGGUUGUGGGUUGUUAGCUAAUAUUGAUUAGAUUUAGGGAAAGAUAUUUCCUCAACUUUUCAAUUAAAGUAUCUCCAAUUUCCUUUUCCUAUCACUGUUUGUAUAGAAGUAAAUAUAAAUAAAUAAUUUUUCAUGCAA
Messenger RNA from Monodelphis domestica (gray short-tailed opossum), 2099 nucleotides. RefSeq lists its product as uncharacterized. NCBI's taxonomy places the organism in Eukaryota, Metazoa, Chordata, Mammalia, Didelphimorphia, Didelphidae. Gene Ontology annotation, biological process: regulation of DNA-templated transcription. The record is from RefSeq and is a predicted model, not a curated record.